CAAGCUCCACUCUUAGCCACAAACCCCAAAGUAUCUCGCUCUCUCAUAUCUUCCACCUUCAAACUCUCACCACAUUUAAAAGAGCAUGAGCUACAGCAAGACCCAUUACCAUUACCAGUUCUUGCCUACAGAUAAAGCAUAGCUCCACACACUCUCCUCCCACCAAUGCUCUUCCGACACCUGUUACGGGAUCCCCAUAAUAUCAUUCUCUCCCGUACCCUAAUUACAUGCACGUAACUAUUUGUCUCUCUCUCUCUAACAGGAUGAAGGCCGUGCCCCCUAUUCCACUGACCCCACCUUCUUCCAUCUCCAGAAAUGAAGGACCUCUCUCUAGGGUUUUCAAGGGCUGCCUUGGAACCCUAGACGCCAAUUGCAUAGAGAAGCUCCUCCUGCACUGUGGUGGUGCCCUAGAGAGAAACGACAUAACCCUAGCUCAACAAAUAAUGUGGGUUCUAAACAACGUUGCUUCUUCGGUAGGGGACCCUAAUCAAAGGCUCACAUCUUGGUUUUUGAGGGCGCUAAUUUCAAGGGCUUCAAGGGUUUGCCCUUCAGCUAUGAACAUGGAGGCCUCUCUUGGGGCUCACGUUGCCAGGGUUAGAUCCAUAUCUGUGACCCAACUAGCUGGCUAUGUGGAUUUGUUGCCAUGGCAGAGCUUUGGGUUUUGUGCCUCUAAUGGUGCAAUAUGUAAGGCUAUUGGGUCUUCACAAAGGGUUCAUAUAUUGGAUAUUAGCAUCAGUCAUUGUAUGCAAUGGCCUACACUCAUUGAUAGCCUCUCUAAGAGGCCGGAGGGUGCACCCCUUGUUCGCCUCACAGUGCCUUCUACAAGGCCUCAUGUUCCUCCUCUCCUAAGCAUGUCUUAUGAGGAGGUGGGUCAUAGGCUGUCGAAUUUCGCCAAGUCUAGAGAUGUCCCAUUUGACUUCAGGAUGAUUCCCUUUGAGGAUUUGCCCAAUUUGAGGGAUGGUGUUAAAUUUCACCAUGAAUUGCUUAUGGAGCAGCUCAAUCCAUCGGUGCUUGAUCUGAGGGAUGAUGAAGCUUUAGUGGUGAAUUGCCAGAAUUCUGUGCAUUAUCUUCCCGAUGAGGCUUUAGGGAUAGAUCCUUGUUAUAGAGACGAGUUCUUGGAGAGAAUCAGAGGGUUCCAUCCGACUAUAGUUACGGUGGUCGACGAGGAUUACGACCUUGGUCAUGCUAGCCUUUCCUCAAGGAUUUCCUCUUGUUUCAACUACUUGUGGAUCCCCUUUGAUGCUUUGGAGACAUUCUUGCCCAAGGAUAGUUGCCAGAGGCUAGAGUAUGAGGCAGACAUUGGUUUCAAGAUUGAGAACAUCAUUGCCUUCGAAGGGCUGCAAAGGACUGAGAGGCUGGAGUCAGGAACAAGGUUGGUGCAAAGAAUGAAAAAGGCCCAAUUCUAUAGUGUCCCAUUCAUGGAAGACACUGCUAAGGAGGUGAAGCGCUUGUUGGAUGAGCAUGCCAGUGGAUGGGGGAUGAAGAGAGAUGAUGAUAUGUUGGUGCUCACAUGGAAAGGCCACAAUGCAGUGUUUGCAACAGCUUGGGCUCCCCAGCCCUUUCAAUAAGAAAGAGGAAGAUAUAGCUUCUUGUUGGGGUAUCCAGGAAAGAAAAUUGAAAGCUUAAGCCCCAUUUCUUUAACUCUUUCUCUUAACAAUAGUGGCUUCUAAACAGCCAAAAUAAUGGUUGAUGAUGAGUAUGGUUUCUAGAAAAAAGUUCAUGUCUCUCAUGCUAAAGGCAAAGCUUUGUUGGCAUUGAAUUCAUGAAACGUUAUAGGAAGGGUCUUUGUAUAGGAAACCCACUUCUGGUGUUGAUAGUUCAUGUACAUAAUCUUAAAAACUAAAAUUUUAACAUAAGUUUUAGGAUACUUCGAGAUGGAUAAGAAUGUUUAGGAUGGAAUUUUGUUAAUAACAAUCAUUGUGGUGCUAUUUUCCAUCUCUCAUCAUGAUUUUCCUGAUCUAUUUCAAGUAAAACAAUUCCAAGACUAGCAACUCCAAGGGUGACCUCACUGGGUCGAUGUAACAGCAUGUAACUUGGCUGAAAUACUGCUCCCUCUUAGCUGGCCUGGCUCACCAAGCCAUAUGCUCUUUUCGAUGAAACAUG
This is a messenger RNA of Amborella trichopoda, 2103 nucleotides long. Its product is annotated as scarecrow-like protein 32. Lineage: Eukaryota; Viridiplantae; Streptophyta; Magnoliopsida; Amborellales; Amborellaceae. The record is from RefSeq and is a predicted model, not a curated record.